Messenger RNA from Hydractinia symbiolongicarpus, 3864 nucleotides. RefSeq lists its product as uncharacterized. Bases 353 to 2863 code for a protein of 836 amino acids. The record is from RefSeq and is a predicted model, not a curated record. Gene Ontology annotation, molecular function: zinc ion binding; nucleic acid binding. The transcript has 2 exons. Lineage: Eukaryota; Metazoa; Cnidaria; Hydrozoa; Anthoathecata; Hydractiniidae.
GCAUUCUUCUUUUUUGUUGUACAAUUUUUCUAGAGAGUAUAGUUGAGAAAGAUAACGAGUAGAGUACACGAGGUACUUGAUUUUGAUAUUUUAUGAAUCUUUAAAUGGCGCUCGAUUGAUGGACUUUUGAUAUUAUUUUUGGAUAUUUACUUGAAUUGGUGGACUUGUGAUGUUGUGUGGAUAUUAUUUGCUCGAAUUGGUGGAUUUAUGUUAUGAACUUUAACUUAGCUUAGACAGUGUUUGUUAUUCUGAAAUCGUCUUAUUGUGUACUGCACGUCAAAUUUCAAAAACUUUCAUUUUUCAUGCUUCCAGUUUCAUUGGUUUUAUUUUUUGCAUUACAUUAAAUUUCAUUAUGUCUACUGCGACUACGAGGAAGAGUGCAAGGCGAAAGGGGUUGCGGUCUAUUGCGAGCACUUUGCGCGAGCGAAUUGAUGUCAUAGUUAAGGACUUUUCGGAGGAGAAACGAGCAGAAAUUAUUUCUUUACAGACCAAUUUAAUUGACACUGUUAAACAGUUAAAGGAGUUAGAUGAAGAGCUAUACGGUGUUUUAUCGGCUGAAGAGAUCGAAACCGACGUUAUGGAGGCUACAGAAUUUUAUCUAUUAGUGAACAUGAGUCUCGCGACUAUUACUACCGCUACCGGACCACAUGUUUCAACCACAGAAUCGACACGGUCUGUUGAAAAGAAAUCGAUGAGACUACCCAAAAUAGAACUGAGCAAAUUUAAUGGGAACCCUUUGAAUUGGCCCUCGUUUUGGGACCAGUUUAAUUCAGCCAUUAAUGACAAUGACAGUUUGAAUGCAAUUGAUAAAUUUAAUUAUUUGAAGAGAUACGUCGAAGGAACCGCUUUAUCAACUAUUUCUGGGUUAGAAUUGACGAACAGUAACUACGAAAAUGCUAUAGAGUUGCUUAGAAACCGUUUUGGCAACGAACAGGUGCUCAUUAACGCGCACAUGGAAGCCCUGUUGAAGAUUGAGUCAGUACGAUCAAUGGAUAACACCCAACAAUUGAGAAAACUUUAUAAUGAUGUUGAGAACUGUAUUCGAAAUUUGAAAAAUUUGAAGUAUAAUAGCGAAAUGCUGAGUUUAUUGAUUCCGGUUCUGAACGAAAGAAUUCCCAACGAAUUACGAAUGAUUAUUUCUAGAAAUUUUGGAGAGGAGAAGUGGUCCGUUGAAAAGAUGCUGUUUUUUAUCAAUAACGAACUGCAAGCUCGAGAGAGGUGCACUGUAACCGCGAAAGGCAAGGGACAAACUCCCAAUGAAAAUUACAAGAGAGGAGGAAUUUCUACCACAGACUGCUUAUUGACUUUGGACAGAAAAAAAUGUGUUUUCUGUCACGAUUCUCACUCUCCGUCGAGGUGUUCAAAAGUUACCAACGUACAAACACGUUCGCAAAUUAUGAAAAAGGAAGGGCGUUGCUUUUUAUGCUUGCAGCAUGGACACAUUUCAAAGAACUGUUGUUCAAAUUACAUAUGCAAUAGAUGUGGAAGACGUCACCACAUCUCUUUGUGUAUGAAAGAAAAACGUGCCGAAAGAAAAGAUAAAGACAACAAUGGCUCGGAGGAAAACCCUUCUAACGAAACCAACGCGAAUCACAUCAGCCAAGGAAACAAAGGAAUUCUUUUGCAGACGGCUAAAGCUUUUGUUUCGAAAGAAAGGGAGAGCAGGAACAUACAAACGAGAUUCAUGUUUGAUUCAGGUAGCCAGAGAACAUAUGUCACAAUUGAACUGAAAGAAAAACUGAAUUUAGAAACAAUUCGAAAGGAAAAAUUAAUUAUUAACACUUUGAACCAUAGCAACAGCCAAUCGAGAGAGCUACCCGUUGUUAAGUUGUAUGUAAAAACCGCUGACCGCUCAUCUACCGUACCCAUCGAAGCCAUUGCCGUACCAAACAUUUGCGCUCCUCUCUCAAAUCAGAAUGCGAAAUAUUACGCUGAUAAUUACGAACACUUGAAGCGGUUGAAAUUAGCAGAUUUUUCAAAUGGUGAAACGAGACUGAAUGUUCACGUUCUGAUUGGUUUAGACCAUUAUUAUUCAUUCAUUACCGGCGAAGUUGUUCGAGAUCCGAGAGGCGGUCCUAUCGCUAUCAAUUCCAAACUUGGCUGGAUUUUGUCCGGAGGUGAACAGUCGAAAGCGAACGAAUCAAGCUGCAUGGAAGUACACGCCUGCCGUGUUGAUACCGAAAACACAAUUCUUCGUGACGAGUUGAACAAGUUUUGGCAAAUUGAGUCGAUCGGUGACGGAGAAAACGAAAACGUAUUAUCUUCUUUUAAACAAACUCUUGAAUUCAACGGUGAACGCUACGUGACCGAAUUACCAUUUCGUCCUGAUCAUGAUAAACUUUCCGAUAAUUUUGCAGUUUUGAAACAACGCUUAGAUUCUCUUGUUAACAAACGAUUACGAAAUGAACCUGAUUUAGCUGUGCAAUACAACGACAUUUUUGCAGACUACGAAUCGAAACAGAUUAUAGAAAAAGUUCCAGAAAGUGAGAUAGCUUGCGAAAAUGCUCACUACCUUCCGCAUCAUCCGGUUGUACGCCAAGAUAAAAGUACAACGAAAGUUCGUCCUGUUUUUGAUGGAUCUUGUGCCGUUCACAAACCAUCCCUCAAUGACAUUUUGAACUCUGGUCCUAAUUUACUUGCUAAGGUGUUUGACAUUCUGCUGAGAUUCCGUACGAACUACGUCGCUUUAGUUGCUGAUAUUCAACAAGCCUUCUUGAAUAUUGAAAUCGCUGAGAAAGACCGUAAUUAUCUUCGUUUUUUGUGGAAAGAAAACCCUACCGAGAACGAUUCAAAGCUCAUUAUCUAUCGAUUUCUGCGUGUCGUGUUUGGGUUAACGUGCAGUCCGUUUUUGCGAAGCAAUUGAGCUUUGCGAGCGAAGCGAGCGAAGCGAAAUUGUGGAGCACGUUUGCUACACGCGAGGUAUACCAAGAGAAUUAUUGAGAUUCUCAAAAUUUCGAUAGAAAAAAAAUCAUAUAAAAUCAGCGUAAAGAAAUAGGACUGAUAUUUUUGCACAUAAAGCUAGGGUAUUUUUUUUUCUAAUAAAACAAAUAAGUUUGGACCGAGGGGUUAAAGUAUAAGUUUAGUAAAAAAUGCAAUAAGUACGGCUCGUACCCCCCCCACCCCCGGAUUUUGACCCCCCCCCGUCUUUUGGUCCGGAUUAUACGUCCGCCGAACUUGAACACACAAAGAGGAAUAUGCCGUGAACAAGAAACGGUAGUCGGCAUUUUAGACACGUAUAUUUUACAGACCCAAAAUAUGCCUUAUUUCUUUGUAUUAUAGCUAAUUAUGGUAUAAAUAAUUAAUUAAUUACUUUGCAAUUUUGCUUCUAAUACUAUUAUAGUUGUAUUUUAAUGAAAUAUAAUAGUAUUAAAACGGUUUUCUUCUUUUGAAAAAAUUUAUUGCUAGUCCUGUUUCUAAUCGACUUUACUUGUGUAUUUUAAGCUUUUUUGUUGCUGUGCUUUUUCUGGAGAUUUUAUUUGGAUUGGAAAGCUCCUGUGUAAGGUACCCUUUCCUAAAGAAAAAUUGAAGUAAUUUGUACAAUUAUAACGCACCGAGCUGUGUUUUAUUUUAUUGUUUCUAAGAAGAUGUAAGAAUACAAUAUUAUCAAUUUUAAUUGGUUUUAUCCAAAUCAAGAUUGUGUACAAUGGGAGUGAGUGAUGUAAUCUUCUAAUGCGUGUGGUGAAAAGAAGGCGAAUCCGUUAUUGUUUUUCUGCCCAAAUUUGAAGCUAUUUAAUAAAUCUUGAUAAAGUUAAAAAACUGUUUUGAUUUGUUUGUUUUUGUUUUAAUUGUUUCCCGUGAGUUUUCGAAAUUCGUUCCAGCAGAUUCUGUGGCUUCUACUGCCGGUAUUUUUACGUGAAAAAAAUA